GCUCCCCUGCCCGCCUCGCGCUCUGUCGGGAAGGGGAGUGAGCAAAGGCGCUUACGUCGCGCGGGAGGCGGAGGCGACGGCGACCUCGGUGGCGGCGGCGGCUACGACGGAGACGGUUGCGCUCGCUCGCUCUCUCGGCGUCAUGGCGGCUGCCGGGGGCAGAUAAGCGGCGGGAGCGGGAGCGCGCGCGGCGGCGGCGGCGGCGACGACUCGUUACUUCUAGUUCUUGCUGCCCUCGCCGUUGGUGCUUCAAUAAUGAAUUGUUAGCUCCACUCCGCAGGGGAUCGCGCGUUGGUGCUGCGGACCAGGGCUUCCCCUUCCCCUUCCCCUUCCCCUCCGCGUCUGUCCCCUCUCCCCCUCCCCCGCACGGACUCUUCCUUACCCGGAGACGCCGGAGCUCUAGGACCUCGGCGGCGGAGAUCCCGGGCCUGGGCGCGGGGGAGGCCGUCGACUGGAGUCGGCUCCCUCCGCCCCGCCAAGCCUGCCGGUGAAUGAAAGGAGAGUCCCAGAAAACCUGUGACUGUUGAAGAAAAUUUAUCUGUGAAUUUUUAUAUUCAAGGAGUCAGUAUUUAUAUUCAUCUUUUAAACUGGGAAGAUUUAUAUUUUACUUUAAAACUUCUUAAUAAUAAUUUACAAUGAAUGGACACAGUGAUGAAGAAAGUGUUAGAAACAGUAGUGGAGAAUCAAGCCAGUCGGAUGAUGAUUCUGGGUCAGCUUCAGGCUCUGGAUCUGGUUCGAGUUCUGGAAGCAGUAGUGAUGGAAGCAGUAGCCAGUCAGGUAGCAGUGACUCUGACUCCGGAUCUGAAUCAGGCAGUCAGUCAGAGUCUGAGUCAGACACUUCCCGAGAAAACAAAGUUCAAGCAAAACCACCGAAAGUUGAUGGAGCUGAGUUUUGGAAAUCUAGUCCUAGUAUUCUGGCCGUUCAGAGAUCUGCAAUGCUCAGGAAGCAGCAGCAGCAGCAGCAGCAGCAACAACAUCAAGCCUCAUCUAAUAGCGGAUCAGAAGAGGAUUCUUCUAGCAGUGAAGAUUCUGAUGACUCAUCAAGUGAGGUCAAAAGGAAAAAGCAUAGAGAUGAAGAUUGGCAAAUGUCUGGGUCAGGAUCUCCAUCUCAGUCUGGUUCAGAUUCAGAAUCUGAAGAAGAGAGAGAUAAAAGCAGUUGUGAUGAAACAGAAUCUGAUUAUGAGCCAAAAAACAAAGUCAAAAGCAGAAAACCUCAAAAUAGAUCUAAGUCAAAAAAUGGAAAGAAGAUUCUUGGACAAAAAAAGAGACAGAUUGAUUCGUCUGAGGAGGAGGAUGAUGAAGAAGAUUAUGAUAAUGACAAAAGAAGUUCUCGUCGCCAAGCAACUGUUAAUGUUAGCUAUAAGGAGGAUGAAGAAAUGAAAACAGAUUCUGAUGACCUACUGGAAGUCUGUGGAGAGGACGUUCCUCAACCUGAGGAAGAGGAAUUUGAAACCAUAGAAAGAUUUAUGGAUUGUCGGAUUGGGAGAAAAGGAGCUACUGGUGCUACUACAACCAUCUAUGCAGUUGAAGCAGAUGGUGACCCAAAUGCAGGCUUUGAAAAAAACAAAGAACCAGGAGAGAUUCAGUAUUUAAUUAAAUGGAAAGGAUGGUCCCAUAUCCACAACACUUGGGAGACGGAAGAAACCCUCAAGCAGCAGAAUGUUAGAGGAAUGAAAAAAUUGGAUAAUUAUAAGAAAAAAGAUCAGGAAACAAAAAGAUGGUUGAAAAAUGCUUCUCCAGAAGAUGUGGAAUAUUAUAAUUGCCAGCAAGAACUUACAGAUGAUCUACAUAAACAGUAUCAAAUAGUGGAACGUAUAAUUGCUCAUUCCAAUCAGAAGUCAGCAGCUGGUUAUCCUGAUUAUUACUGCAAAUGGCAGGGCCUUCCAUACUCAGAGUGCAGCUGGGAAGAUGGAGCUCUCAUUUCCAAAAAGUUUCAAGCGUGCAUUGAUGAGUAUUUUAGCAGGAACCAAUCAAAAACCACUCCUUUUAAAGAUUGCAAAGUAUUAAAACAAAGGCCAAGAUUUGUAGCCCUGAAGAAGCAGCCAUCCUAUAUUGGAGGACAUGAGGGCUUAGAAUUAAGAGAUUAUCAACUGAAUGGUUUAAAUUGGCUUGCUCAUUCUUGGUGCAAAGGAAAUAGUUGCAUACUCGCAGAUGAAAUGGGCCUUGGAAAAACAAUACAGACGAUCUCAUUUCUGAAUUAUUUGUUCCAUGAACAUCAAUUAUAUGGACCUUUUCUAUUGGUAGUACCGCUCUCCACUCUUACUUCCUGGCAAAGGGAAAUUCAGACAUGGGCUUCUCAAAUGAAUGCCGUGGUUUAUUUAGGUGACAUUAACAGCAGAAACAUGAUAAGAACUCAUGAAUGGACACAUCAUCAGACCAAACGGUUAAAAUUUAAUAUACUGUUAACAACUUAUGAAAUUUUAUUAAAGGAUAAGGCAUUCCUUGGAGGUCUAAAUUGGGCAUUUAUAGGUGUUGAUGAAGCACACCGAUUAAAGAAUGAUGACUCCCUUCUGUAUAAAACUUUAAUAGAUUUUAAAUCCAAUCAUCGUCUCCUUAUCACUGGAACUCCUCUACAGAAUUCCCUCAAAGAGCUCUGGUCUUUGCUACAUUUCAUUAUGCCAGAAAAGUUUUCUUCCUGGGAAGAUUUUGAAGAAGAACAUGGCAAAGGGAGAGAAUAUGGUUAUGCAAGCCUUCACAAGGAGCUUGAGCCAUUUUUGUUACGCCGAGUUAAGAAAGAUGUGGAAAAAUCUCUUCCUGCCAAGGUUGAGCAGAUUUUAAGAAUGGAAAUGAGUGCUUUACAGAAACAAUAUUACAAAUGGAUUUUAACUAGGAAUUACAAAGCCCUCAGCAAAGGUUCCAAGGGCAGUACCUCAGGCUUUUUGAACAUUAUGAUGGAACUAAAGAAAUGUUGUAACCAUUGCUACCUCAUUAAACCACCAGAUAAUAAUGAAUUCUAUAAUAAACAGGAGGCCUUACAACACUUAAUUCGUAGUAGCGGAAAAUUGAUUCUUCUUGACAAGCUAUUAAUUCGCCUAAGAGAACGAGGCAAUCGAGUUCUUAUUUUUUCGCAAAUGGUGCGGAUGUUAGAUAUACUUGCAGAAUAUUUGAAAUAUCGUCAAUUCCCCUUUCAAAGAUUAGAUGGAUCAAUAAAAGGAGAACUGAGGAAACAAGCUCUGGAUCAUUUUAAUGCUGAGGGAUCAGAGGAUUUUUGCUUUUUGCUGUCUACAAGAGCUGGAGGUCUAGGGAUUAAUUUAGCCUCUGCUGACACUGUUGUUAUAUUUGAUUCUGAUUGGAAUCCACAGAAUGAUCUUCAGGCACAGGCUAGAGCUCAUCGAAUUGGGCAAAAGAAACAGGUGAAUAUUUAUCGUCUAGUUACAAAGGGAUCAGUUGAAGAAGAUAUUCUUGAAAGGGCCAAAAAGAAGAUGGUUUUAGAUCAUCUUGUAAUUCAAAGAAUGGACACAACUGGGAAGACAGUACUACAUACAGGUUCUGCCCCAUCAAGUUCUACUCCUUUCAAUAAAGAAGAGUUAUCAGCCAUUUUAAAGUUCGGUGCUGAGGAACUUUUUAAGGAACCUGAAGGAGAAGAACAAGAGCCCCAGGAAAUGGAUAUAGAUGAAAUCUUGAAGAGAGCGGAAACUCAUGAAAAUGAACCAGGUCCUUUAACUGUAGGAGACGAGUUGCUUUCCCAGUUCAAGGUUGCCAACUUCUCAAAUAUGGAUGAGGAUGACAUUGAGUUGGAACCUGAAAGAAAUUCAAAGAAUUGGGAGGAAAUUAUUCCAGAAGAUCAGAGAAGACGAUUAGAAGAAGAAGAAAGACAAAAGGAACUUGAAGAAAUUUAUAUGCUCCCAAGAAUGAGAAAUUGUGCAAAACAGAUUAGUUUCAAUGGAAGUGAAGGGAGGCGCAGUAGAAGUAGGAGAUACUCUGGAUCUGAUAGUGAUUCCAUCUCAGAAGGGAAAAGGCCAAAGAAACGGGGAAGACCACGGACUAUUCCUCGCGAGAAUAUUAAAGGAUUUAGUGAUGCAGAAAUUAGGCGGUUUAUCAAGAGCUAUAAGAAAUUUGGUGGUCCUCUGGAAAGAUUAGAUGCAAUUGCUCGAGAUGCUGAAUUAGUUGAUAAGUCGGAAACAGACCUUAGACGACUGGGAGAAUUGGUACAUAAUGGUUGCAUUAAAGCUUUAAAGGAUAGUUCUUCAGGAACAGAACGAACAGGUGGUAGACUCGGAAAAGUGAAGGGUCCAACAUUCCGAAUAUCAGGAGUACAGGUGAAUGCCAAGCUAGUCAUCUCCCAUGAAGAAGAAUUAAUACCUUUGCACAAAUCCAUUCCUUCUGAUCCAGAAGAAAGAAAGCAGUAUACUAUCCCAUGCCACACAAAGGCAGCUCAUUUUGAUAUAGACUGGGGCAAAGAAGAUGAUUCCAAUUUGUUAAUUGGCAUCUAUGAAUAUGGAUAUGGAAGCUGGGAAAUGAUUAAAAUGGAUCCUGACCUCAGUCUAACACACAAGAUUCUUCCAGAUGAUCCUGAUAAAAAACCACAAGCAAAACAGUUGCAGACCCGUGCAGACUACCUCAUCAAAUUACUUAGUAGAGAUCUUGCAAAAAAAGAAGCUCUUUCUGGUGCGGGAAGUUCAAAGAGGAGAAAAGCAAGAGCUAAGAAGAAUAAAGCAAUGAAGUCUAUAAAAGUGAAAGAGGAAAUAAAGAGUGAUUCUUCUCCUUUGCCUUCAGAGAAGUCUGAUGAAGAUGAUGAUAAAGAUGAGAUCAGUUCUGUGAAACAUCCAAAUAAAAAAAUUAAAACAGAAAGAGACAGUGAAGAAAAACCUGAGCCAGAUGUUUAUAUAAAGAAGGAACCAGAAGAAAAGAGGGAAGCAAAAGAAAAGGAGAAUAAAAAAGAACUUAAAAGGGAGAUAAAAGAAAAAGAGGAUAAGAAAGAUAUAAAGGAAAAAGAUUUUAAAGAAAAAAGAGAAAACAAAGUAAAAGAAGCUAUACAGAAAGAAAAAGACAUAAAGGAAGAAAAGUUGAGCGAAUCCAAGUCUGAUGGUAGGGAAAGAUCCAAGAAAUCUUCAGUGUCAGAUGCUCCAGUUCAUAUCACGGCAAGUGGUGAACCAGUUCCCAUUUCUGAAGAAUCUGAAGAGCUGGAUCAGAAGACAUUCAGCAUUUGUAAAGAAAGAAUGAGGCCUGUUAAAGCAGCUUUGAAACAACUUGAUAGGCCUGAGAAAGGCCUUUCAGAAAGAGAACAACUAGAACAUACUAGACAAUGUUUAAUAAAAAUUGGAGACCAUAUCACAGAAUGUCUAAAAGAGUAUACAAAUCCUGAACAAAUUAAGCAAUGGAGAAAAAACCUAUGGAUUUUUGUAUCUAAGUUCACUGAAUUUGAUGCAAGAAAAUUACAUAAAUUAUAUAAGCAUGCUAUUAAGAAACGGCAGGAAUCUCAGCAAAACAAUGAUCAAAACAGCAACUUGAAUCCUCAUGUGAUUAGAAAUCCAGAUGUGGAAAGAUUAAAAGAGAAUACAAAUCACGAUGAUAGCAGCAGGGACAGUUAUUCCUCUGAUAGACACUUAACUCAGUACCAUGAUCAUCAUAAAGACCGACAUCAGGGAGAUUCUUACAAAAAAAGUGAAUCCAGGAAAAGACCCUAUUCUUCUUUCAGUAAUGGUAAAGACCAUCGUGAUUGGGAUCACUACAAGCAAGACAGCAGAUAUUACGGUGACAGAGAGAAACACAGAAAACUGGAUGAUCACAGGAGUAGAGAUCACAGGUCAAAUUUGGAAGGAAAUUUAAAAGAUAGAUCUCAUUCUGAUCAUCGUUCUCAUUCAGAUCAUCGGUUACAUUCAGACCACCGACCAAGUUCUGAAUAUACGCACCAUAAAUCUUCCAGGGAUUAUAGGUAUCACUCAGAUUGGCAAAUGGACCACAGAGCUUCCAGCAGUGGCCCUAGGUCACCACUAGAUCAGAGAUCUCCUUAUGGCUCCAGAUCUCCAUUUGAACAUUCAAUUGAACACAAAAGUACACCGGAGCAUACCUGGAGUAGUCGGAAAACAUAACAAAAACUGCUAUUUCAUCUUUCUGGACUUUUAGCCAUAUAUCAUAAACCAACACAGUAAUUGCCUUACAUGACUUGAAAGAUAUAAACAGAUCUUCUAUCAGUAGCAGUAUUGUUACUUCUUUCCAGGAUGCAAGGUCUAUUAUCCCAACAGAAGAGAAAAUAUUUUUAUAUUUAAGGAUUAUGCUGCACUGUACUACAAAUGUAGUACUUUUUUUUUGUUUGUUUCUUUUUUAAAGAAAUGGAAAAUGUUUACUAUUACAGGGACCUCAACACUGCCCUCCCAUACAGGCUGGAUAAAACUGUUUUUAAGUCAGUGAUUUUAGACUGACCUCCAUUUAAGUUAUGUUUAUAUAUGAACUUUACUCUGACCUGUGAUCAUGUUUCAGGAAGGAAUGAAAGAGAGUUCUUUCUUAAUAAAGAAAAACACUCAAGGACUUUGUUCAUUUCCAAAGCUACUUGUUUACAUUGUACACUGCGACCACCUUGCCGCUUUUCAUCACAAGCUUGAAUAUUUAAAUUCUGUACUUAUAUCUGUAAAAUAGCCAGGAAUUUCCUGUUUGUGAUCUAUUAUUAUGCCUUUUUACAAAAAAGAAAUGGCUGUAAAUUACUGUAAAUAUUAAAGGAACUUUCCUUACUUCCUUCCCUUUCUCAGGCUUUUUUUGACUGUUCCUUUCCCUACCAACUCAGGCCUUCUUAUUAAAAAAAAAAAAAAAUCAGUGUAAUAACACUUUUUAAUGAUUUGUCUUGAUGGAAUCAUUGUUUAGAAUGUAAAAAUGGGGAAAGGGCCACUUUAAUUCCAUUAGUCCUCUUUUUAUACUGAAUAUUUUAUUAGAUACAUGUUAUUUCUUCCCCUUUUUUUCCUUUUUUAGUCAAUAUUGUGUUUAGUUUUAAAAUGGCGAGAUGAUAUGUAAAAUCUUAAACUGCAUGCUCUGGAAACAUUUUUUUCAGAUGCAUCUGGUUUAAAAGGGUAGGUGUAUAAACACUUUUCAGAAUCCAAAUCGGCCAAAAGUUACUGUAAAUCUGUUUGUUUUCCCGUUUCAUGUGGGCAAUAAUGUCAAAUGUGCUAUGCAGCCAGGUUAACAUUUUAGAUAAACUUGAUUGACUUUUAAUAUAAACUGUUACAAUGCACACUGAUUGUAUAUAAAAACCUUAUAUAUGACAAAUUAAAUUUAAGAAAAAGG
Molecule: messenger RNA, 7215 nt
Organism: Piliocolobus tephrosceles (Ugandan red Colobus)
Lineage: Eukaryota; Metazoa; Chordata; Mammalia; Primates; Cercopithecidae
Gene: CHD1
Product: chromodomain helicase DNA binding protein 1
Exons: 37
Coding region: 636-6032 (1798 amino acids)
Biological process (GO): nucleosome organization
Cellular component (GO): nucleus; chromatin
Molecular function (GO): chromatin binding; ATP binding; histone binding
Source: RefSeq, a predicted model, not a curated record